Drosophila kikkawai is the source of this 345-nucleotide messenger RNA. RefSeq names its product Ecdysone-induced gene 71Eb. The record is from RefSeq and is a predicted model, not a curated record. Lineage: Eukaryota; Metazoa; Arthropoda; Insecta; Diptera; Drosophilidae.
AUGUCCAAGAUUGUUUUGCUUUUUGCCAUCGUUGUCCUGGUUUGCGUGUCUGUUGAGGCUCAAACUCGCAGACCCAUUAAUCGACAGAUUUGCCAGCGUCAAGAUGAGAGAUGUCUCCGUAAUGAGCCCAGAAAUGGACGCAACAACGAUAUUUCGGAGAUCUUCAAUCAAUGGUGUCGGGGAACUAACCCAAGGUGGCGCAAUAUUUCCCGUUGCGAACUCUCCCGGGCCACUUGUCGUUUGACCCUUGAGAACUGUGCCCUCUUGUCCUGUGAUAAUGUAAGGCAAGCUCUGCGGGAGGAACGCACUACUACUACUAGGCGUCCAGAACCCAGCGAGGAAUAG